GCGAGUCCCUGCCCGCCGCCCGCGGUGAGGGUGGAGGCGCCCGCUCCCGGCGGUGCUGCGCCGCUGUUAGCGGCCUGGGCCGGGCAGUGCCCUCUGCCGACGGCGCGGGAGCAGCGCCGCGGGCUCGGUGCUCCCGAGGAUCGAUGCCCGCCUGCGCCGGGCCGUGCCCGAGCUGUUCUCUGCCGGCCCACCCGGCCGCCCCCGCCCCGGGCACUCCCUCGCCCUGCGCUGCUCCUUCGUCGCCGCUCCCAGCCUCUUCUCCCGCGGUGCGGUACCGGCGCUUUCCCGGCCUCAUCCUGGCCUCGUGCCCACCCCUUUUCCCCGCGGGGUCUCCGAGAUGAACACACGCUUCCCGAAAGGGUUCGCCCCGGCGUGGCUUUCCACGCUGAACGGAUUAGAGUGUAAAAAAAUGGAUUUGGCCAACCAUGGACUUAUUCUGCUGCAGCAACUAAAUGCUCAGAGAGAGUUCGGUUUCCUGUGUGACUGCACUGUUGCCAUUGGUGAUGUCUACUUCAAGGCACACAAAUCAGUCCUCGCUUCUUUCUCCAACUACUUCAAGAUGUUGUUUGUUCAUCAAACCAGUGAAUGUGUCCGUUUGAAAGCAACUGACAUACAGCCAGAUAUCUUCAGUUAUCUCUUGCAUUUGAUGUACACUGGGAAGAUGGCACCACAACUCAUUGACCCAGUUCGACUAGAACAGGGAAUAAAGUUUCUGCAUGCAUAUCCACUAAUUCAAGAGGCCAGCCUUGCAAGUCAGGGAACUUUUUCUCACCCGGAUCAAGUUUUUCCAUUAGCGUCUUCAUUAUAUGGCAUUCAGAUUGCAGAUCACCAGAUAAGACAUCCCACUAAGGUUACAUCAGCGACUGACAAACUCGGGCGAGAACCAAGGCCACAGACAUCGCGGAUGAACCAAGAGCAGGUUUCUGAAAGCUCACAGCUCUCGCAGUUAGCCACAACUCUGCCACAAGUGACCCGGACAAAUAUGUCCACUUCUGACCCAUUGCCAUCUUCUUUAUCUCCAGAAUUGGUAUCUGCUGCUGGUAAUAAUUCACCUGCAGGAGAAGAGGCCAACAUGGAAGCAUCUUCUUCAGAUGAACAGCCUGCCUCACUCACAAUAGCACAUGUCAAGCCAAGCAUUAUGAAAAGGAACGGAAGCUUCCCAAAAUACUAUGCCUGUCACCUCUGUGGUCGCCGGUUCAAUUUACGAAGCAGUUUGCGUGAGCACCUGCAAAUCCACACGGGAGUUCCCUUCACAUCUAGCCAGCAGGGAGAAAGUAAUAUUUCUUUGUCUCUCUGUAACAACACAGCUGAUAAAGAUGCAAUGGAAGUGCCUGAAGCAGGGAUGAUUAGUGACAGCGAGUUGCAGCAGAUCUCAGACUCCCCAAUAAUUGAUGGGCAGCAGCAGUCAGAGACACCUCCCCCCUCUGAUAUCGCAGACAUUGACAACUUGGAGCAGGCAGAUCAAGAGAGGGAGGUAAAGAGACGGAAAUACGAGUGUUCCAUCUGUGGUCGCAAAUUUAUUCAGAAAAGCCACUGGAGGGAGCACAUGUACAUACACACAGGCAAGCCCUUCAAGUGUAGCACUUGUGACAAAAGCUUUUGUAGAGCUAACCAGGCUGCCAGACACGUGUGCCUAAACCAGAGCAUGGACACAUACACAAUGGUGGAUAAACAGACUCUGGAACUCUGUACCUUUGAGGAAGGUAGUCAAAUGGACAACAUGUUAGUACAGACCAACAAGCCCUACAAAUGUAACUUGUGUGACAAAACGUUUUCAACUCCCAAUGAAGUAGUCAAGCAUUCGUGCCAAAAUCAAAACUCUGUCUUUACACUAGAAGAAGAUCGCUCCAUUCUGCUAGGUGGUGGGGACACAGAAGCCACAGAGACUGAUAACGCAGUGUUAGCCUCCAUCAAAAAGGAGCAAGAAGCAGUGUUGUUAGACUGAAUGUGAAACCUAUAUCAAUUUUUUAAAGUUUCUUUACUCAUUUUUUAUUAAAUCAAUUUUUUCCUUCCCUUACCUCUUACCUCACUUACCCCUUCCAUCUUUUCCACCAACAUCCUUCCCACCCUUUGUCUUCAGCAACCAGAACUGUACUGGCACAUUAGGAAAUUGGACUUUGCCUCUCCCACCAAAACAAACAAAAAGCUCUUGCAUCAAACCACAACGAAAUUGAUUUUAAUGCAAAGGAACAUGUGAAAAAUAAUCCAGCUAACUAUGUUGAUAGUAUUAGUUAAUCCAAAUUUCAUAGAUUUUAAAUUAAAUUUAGAUUGCUUAAAAGUGUAUUUAGAUACAGUGAUGAGUGUAACGAGAAACAGAGUUACCAGUUUGGUAAGUGAAGGAUAUAUGUAUUUUAGUUUCCCUGGUAGAAGGCAUUUUGAGAUCUGGCAAAAUAAACACCAUGCUUUUUACAAGUCCACAUGCAAGUUGAUUAAGGUUAUAACCUAAAGCCCUCAGAACUUUUCUCAAGGAGAGCAAAAGUCUCUGUUCAUUGAGUUAAAAAGAGCUGAAGGAGUUGGGUUUCUUUUAGCCAUAUAUUUUCCCUCCAGUAUGCCUUUGGGUAUCUGUUUUGGAGUCAAGCAAAGCAGCUGCUUAGCCAAAUUUUGACUUAAGUAGCUAUAAUAGUAAUGUGAUGGCAAUCUUUAUAUAUAUAAAUACUGUGUAUAUAUAAAGAUAUAUACAUAUAUAUAUAUAUAUAAAGUGUUUGUGUGUAUAUUUGGUACAGGUAAAUAAACGCACACAUCCUUUUUAAGUAACUGGCCACCUACUCUCAGAUUCAGCCUGGAAUGUCUUUUAGUCAUUUGGUAAAACUAGUCAUUGCACAGGUUAGUUUUAAUCAAAUGUAAAACGUCCUGGGCUGUGUGCGUUUUUAUUGACCUGUUGAAGAGAAGCUAAUAAGUGUUGUCACCCAAGCUACCAAGGAAACUAGGGAGGUGACAUACUGGUGAGCACUGCACCAUCAUUAGUGCAGCACAUGCAUGUGUUAUUAGCUAUAGGUUUGAGUCAUUCUGGAUGAAAGGAGAGAGAAAAGCUUUAUUCCCUUACUCUGGCAAGGAGCGUCCAUGAUUUCAUUUGUUCUGAUGGCAUGAGUUAAGAGGGAGAAAAAACAGUGUUCUAGCAACAGGUGAUCAUGGUUGUUUUAAAGUGAAUCUGUAGUGCUGGCUGGCAAAUUGUGAGAGCCCUGUUAUUUUGAAUGCCAAGACAAAGUCUGCAAAAAGUGAGAGGAUGACUUCUGUAGUUUUGGUUACUGCUGAUAGUCGCACUGCAUCUUUGUGUUAAAAAUCAAGUUGUUGAUUUUUUAUUAUUUCAAAUAGAUGCCCAGAUUUUUUGCUGGUAGCCUAAAAACCUACACUGACGGCAGCAGUGAAGCCCACCGAGCAAUUACUGGGCCAACAGAAGGUGUAAGUGGACAGAAAAAGUGCCCCGUCAUAAAUGGAGACAGUGUGUGUUUUGGGGGGAGGGGUGGGAGAGGGCAAGUCACAAACCACAGCUCUUCUCUGUGUAUAUGUUUAAACUGAAUAUCAUCUUUUUGUGUAUAGUUAAGUUCUCAGAUUUGUAAGUUUUUAUACAUUAUUUCAUUGAAUAAAAACUGAAUUAAAUGGGA
Messenger RNA from Pseudopipra pipra, 3602 nucleotides. RefSeq names its product zinc finger and BTB domain containing 2 (gene ZBTB2). Gene Ontology annotation, cellular component: nucleus. The record is from RefSeq and is a predicted model, not a curated record. NCBI's taxonomy places the organism in Eukaryota, Metazoa, Chordata, Aves, Passeriformes, Pipridae. Bases 338 to 1945 code for a protein of 535 amino acids. Gene Ontology annotation, biological process: regulation of transcription by RNA polymerase II. Gene Ontology annotation, molecular function: DNA-binding transcription factor activity, RNA polymerase II-specific; protein binding. The transcript has 3 exons.